Molecule: messenger RNA, 961 nt
Organism: Ziziphus jujuba (common jujube)
Lineage: Eukaryota; Viridiplantae; Streptophyta; Magnoliopsida; Rosales; Rhamnaceae
Exons: 2
Coding region: 82-765 (227 amino acids)
Source: RefSeq, a predicted model, not a curated record
UUUCUCUAAACUCUUUGCAUCUCAUCGCCUCUCACUCUCAUUUUUUUGUAUUUUCUCAUAUCUCAAACUAAAAUCAGUAAAAUGGAAGAUGAUGACAUUGUAAUUGCGGUUUUAUACAAUGGAACAUUGGUACAAAAUGAUAGUGGUGAUUGGGAAUAUCGAAAUGGUAAAAAUGUAAUGGUUUCCGUCGGCAAGAGAUGCACAAAAUCAGAGUUAGAGGAUGAGAUUUUCAAUUCUAUUGAGAUAGAUCGAAAUGAAUAUUUGCUAAAGCUAAAAUGGAUAUAUGGACGAUGUGCAGAAAAGUUGGAUCCUACAGAAAUACGAUGUGAUAGGGAUGUGAAAUGCUUUCUUCAAGAAGUGAGGAAUGGAGGGAUGACAAUGAUGCGGCCUCCAUUGUAUGUUGAGGUGAUUUCAAAAGUUGAACAUGUAUGUAGAAAUGUUCAUCAAACAGCAUUUGCUUCGGAUAGUGGGAGUAAUCUUCAUUCUUUUUCUUGUCCUCCAAUUGGCGGUCGUCUACCACAAGCUUCCGGUACUGAAUCAAUUCAGGCUACAUCUCAGGAAAUUAUGGUUCAAGAAACUCAGUUUAGAGAUCAAGUUGAUGUUCGUGGGGGGCCUGGACAUCAUUUAACAUUCACGAAGGAGUUGAUGUUGGAGGUGACUAUGCUGAACGGUUUCCUAACGACGAGGAGUAUGAGCAGUUGCAUCAUAUUGAUCAUGAUGAGAAUUACAAUGCAGCAGGGGAUGAUGUUGGUCAUAAUGAUGUAGAUUUUGAUCAUGAGUUGCCGGACAAUGAUAAUGAUAUGCAUCCUGAAAUGAACAAUGAAGGAGUUGAUGAUGUUAGGGUUCAUCGUGCUACAAGUGACCACAUAUCAUCGAGCAACAUAAGUGGUUCUAUGGCCAUAUUUUCGUCAAAGUUCACUGGCUGUGAGAGCAUAGUAGUUGGACAAUUAUUUCGCAACAA